UGAAUUGUAGUUGGAUCAACAGUUUAUUUGUUUCAAUGAAAUAUUUCGUUUAUAGCACUUGCUAUUGUAGGUUUGAUAUUUGUUUUGGGAGCCAGAGCCCAAAAUCUAAAAGAGGUAAGCGAAAAGUUGGAACCUUUGAGCGACAGUUAUGUCACUUAAGUGUUUUGUUUGCCCUUCAGCAAUGCAAGGGCAUUCAGUAUGAUUUGUUGCCUUAUCCAGACAAGAAUGACCAGUUUAUUGUAUGCGCCUAUGAAGUGCCAGAAGUGCGCAGCUGCCUACAGAGCACUUGUUUUGAUCCCAUCUUGAAGAGCUGCAGCGAGAGAGCCUGCACUCCAACUACUCCCAGUGACAAGGAAAUUGCAGUUACGUUCUGCAAUGAAUUGAAAGCAGGAGAAAAAAUACCAUCAGUGGAUUGCUCCCACUUCUGGAUCUGUUUGAUCGAAAUGGAGCCCGUCUAUGUGGCCUGCCCACUGGGCAAACACUACUCACGCUCCGAACAGGAAUGCGUAUCGCCGGCACUGGCCAAAUGCGCCACCCCAGCGAAGCUGUGCGAAUCCAACUAUAGCACAUAUGCGGCCGAGAGCUGCAAUGAAUACUACGGAUGCACUAACAAGAAUCUGAUGAAGCGCAGCUGCCCAUAUGGUGAGGCCUACAGUGCAGAGAGUGCAGCGUGUAUUAAGGAUUGGAGCUGUGUCGCAGACCUCAAGCCGGACUGCCAAAAUCCCGCCAAUGCCAAUGCCUACUUCAGUCACAGCGAUUGUACCAAGUUUUACGUUUGCAUACAGAGCCAAGUCUUCGAAGGCAAAUGCGCCGAUGGCUAUGGAUUUGACAGGCAGAGCUCCAAUUGCAGGCUUGGCAUCUGUAAGAGUAACUAAUCCUUCUG
Molecule: messenger RNA, 883 nt
Organism: Drosophila montana
Lineage: Eukaryota; Metazoa; Arthropoda; Insecta; Diptera; Drosophilidae
Exons: 1
Coding region: 36-875 (279 amino acids)
Cellular component (GO): extracellular region
Molecular function (GO): chitin binding
Source: RefSeq, a predicted model, not a curated record